Molecule: messenger RNA, 1857 nt
Organism: Penicillium nucicola
Lineage: Eukaryota; Fungi; Ascomycota; Eurotiomycetes; Eurotiales; Aspergillaceae
Exons: 4
Coding region: 1-1857 (618 amino acids)
Source: RefSeq, a predicted model, not a curated record
AUGUCGCAGAACCUCCCCCCUCAGGAUCUUCGUUCCUUUAGCCAGGUUUGUUCAAGAGUCAAUGCCGUUUUGAUCCCCCUCACAUAUCGCACCGUCACAUUCCGUGCUGCGAGUGAGUGGGCCCUCAAUGUCCUCGAUAUAGAUGCAUUCUUUUCAAACCAGCCACAUUUACAGCUCUCUAGCUACCUCCAGCAUACCCGGCAGCUGAGCAUUCAGGCCCAAAUACAUAUUGCCCGGUUCAACCGCUGUGCGCACUAUAGUAUCUUCCGCACAUCGGGGCUGACACAAACCCCAUCUACCCUGGGCACUUCCGAUGAGGCAAAGGCGCAUCGGCAGUUUCUAAACGACAUCUCUGACCAGAUACAAAGGGUCUUCGCAUGUCUCGAAGAAGAUAGCCUGCUGUCAUUCCAGUGGGGUCUUGGCACCUGUCUUUCACCGGGCAUCCUAGAUAAAAAUGGAUACCUAUGCCGGCAUCAAAGAAGCCUCAAUAGGCUCUCGCUCAUCACAGACGGGUCGUGUCCCGAUGCAGGAGAUGCGCUGGAUGGCCUUUCCGAGUUUUCCUCUUUGAAAAUCAUAGAGUGGGAAGGUAUUCGGCAACCUGCUGAAGUCGAUUCUUUGCAACGAUGCAUCCGCCGAAAUUCUUCGCAUUUGACAAUUCUUUCAAUUGGGCUUGUCAGCUCUUCUAAUGCCCAGAACCUUGUCGAGAAUAUUUUUGAGCAGCACUCGGGCUUAUCACAUUCAAGCGCUCUCCCUUCACUCCUCUCUUUAACGCUGUGUAAAGCUCCCUUUCCGGAAACCCUUCAGCUCGGGUCCACAUGGAGUUGUCGUUCCCUCAGAGCUUUGUCUAUACGUGAUUGCCCAAAUCAGCUACGAUUCCUGAAUUUCUUGUCACAUUCAAAAGACACGCUACAACUAAAGCUUUUCGAAUUCGUCUGCGACAACCUACUAGAUGGCUUGGGCCAAGAUGUGUCUCCAGCAUUGAAAUUUCUGGUCUCAUUCAGAGGAUUGAGACACUUGUAUCUGAAACUAUCCAAUUUUGAGGAACCCCCUCGAAUUGACUCAGUUAUCAAACAUCACCAAGAUACACUUGAGAGCCUUUCCUACCAUGAACGUCGACUUGUUCCACUGGAUGAUGAAGGCCUGUUUGAAGAAGAACGGGAUGUAUCACCCCAGUGGCUUGAAGCCCAGUUUGAUAGCUUGAAUCUUUCAAGUAUGACUGCUCUCGGUCUUUGUGCAGGUCCAUCUGCCGUGAGAAUAUAUCUUGAGCCCUUGGCCACGCGUUCCGCUAUUCAAAUUUUGCAUAUCCGAUUUACCGGGUCAGAGAGAUUACAUAGGGACAUUCCACUCGAAAUCACAAGUCGGCUGCGGACAAAGCUAUCUAGAGAUAAGUGCCAUCAUUACAACACUGGAAGUUCCAGGCAACAACUUUGCACAAGUAGCUGGAGCGAUCUGUCGAGUAUAGUCAAUGAUGACUUGGCCAUCUGGGAAAUGAACGAGUCAGGAAGUGUGGGAAACCCUCUUCCAGCAUCCUCUGAAGCGGAGGAGUUUGUGGCAUUUGCCGAAUGGGUGUUCGGUCCUACUGGUCUUCCGAACCUAGAAGUUCUGGCCUUUGGAGACUUUUCCCACAAUGACCGGUUCCAAAAACAACAAUUUCUGACUAGGAGGAGACACCAUGAGAACGAGCAACGAUACAAAGAUCACCAGCGUCCCGCUUGUAUUCAUGAGCCUUUGAGUCAAUAUUUCUGUGCUGCAAGUUCCGCCGAUACUUCCCUCUGGGAAAAACUUCGGGUUGAUGGAGCUCGGUUCCUUUCUUCUUGUCCAACCAGUGGAUUGAUUGAAUCUCCUUUUGAAUUUUAG